Messenger RNA from Ornithodoros turicata, 2952 nucleotides. RefSeq names its product coiled-coil domain-containing protein 50-like. NCBI's taxonomy places the organism in Eukaryota, Metazoa, Arthropoda, Arachnida, Ixodida, Argasidae. Bases 181 to 1428 code for a protein of 415 amino acids. The transcript has 11 exons. The record is from RefSeq and is a predicted model, not a curated record.
ACAAAAGAGACUGCUUCCGAGGGUGGGCGCGGCAGACGACUUCCAUCGGUGUUGAUGUUGAGGUCGAACUUAUGGUGGCCGUCGUUGUGUUGAUGUGGUGUGGAAUUGAGGUUCCUCUUUGUUCCUCUAAAUUAUGUUCGUGAUUCUCCAGGUGCACCAGCGGUGAGUCGUCGCGCUGCAAUGGAAUGUAGUGUAAGAAGUAUGGCCGAAGCAAGUGUGACGGAUGACCAAACUGUUGUUCCCGAAGGACGCGUUGGACAAGUGUGUAAAGAAUGGGUAGUUCGAGAAGAUGGUGUGUUGGCGUACAGGCUGCAGACGCAGGAAAUCAGUCAGCACUACAACCUGAACCGCACCAACAACCAGCUUUUGAGGAACGACCUGCCAUUGGCCAAGACAGUGCAGCGUACGGAAGAAGAGGAGGCAACCAUGAUUCGAGAAGCUUACGAACGCAUGCUGCAAGAACAGGAGGAACACGAUGCCAAAAUUGCCUUGGAGCUCCAGCAACAGUUGCAGAGGGAAGCAGCCCUUCACGCAAGUUUAGAAGAGGAAGAUAAAAGGCUAGCCCUGGAACUUCAGAGAAGAGACCUUCCCAGGAAGCUUGAGAAGAUCGAGAGAAGACGACGAGACGACGCAUUGCCAGCUGCAUUGCGAAAGCUCUCUCUGGGAGCCAGCGGUGAUACUACAAAUGGAGGGGACGACCUUGGCGAUUCAGAUUUCUCCGAUUUUUGUCUUCAACCCCCCUCGCAUCUGGAAGGGGAGCAGCUGAGGAAGUUUUGUGAAGAUCAAGAUGCUGAGCUGGCAAGGUUACUGCAGGAGCAGGAAACAAAGAGACGUGGUCCAAGUGCGAGGGACCGGCAGAUUGCCAUCGAAGCGCAAGACAGGGAACUGGCCAAACUUCUCCAGGACCAGGAGCGAGCAAGGGCCAGGCGGGCUCGUGAAAAGGCCAGGCAGAGAGCUCAGAUGCAGCAGCAACAGCAGCAAGAAAUGGACACCAUAGAGGAACUGGGCCAUACCAACCAUCAUCAUCACGCUGUGCCAGAGAGCUCAAACGGCCAGCCCACGCGAACGAAGAGUCAAGAAUCUGUGCCAACUAGUGAAGGGGACAUGUCGUUCCUGGUGGGUCCCGGAGUGAAGAACAUAGCAGUGGAAUUGGACCCAACGUUUGAGAGGCGGAAAGAAUCCCUAGAGCGGCAGGGGAGUGGAAGCAGCAACCGGAGCAACAGCAGCUCUGGCAUGUCGCCCCUCACGCCCCCUCCGUCCGCCAUAGGAGGUUCCACGUCAAGUCCUGCACUGUCCAAUGCCUGUUACGUGGAUCCAGACGAGGGUGCUGUCCCUCCCUACAUGCCAAUUCAGGGACAGCGACGCUCCAAGUCCUUGGAGAAAGGAAAGAAGGGCAAAAGAGCGAGAGAUGCCUGCCGUCAACAGUAAAAUUAAUCGCGCACACAGUUAACCACACGUCAUUACACGUGAACAUUGUCUGCUGUCACGUCCUCACAUGCUUUCAUUUAUCGACAGAACUGUUUCUGGCCAAAAGUUUGAUUUGUUGUUUUACCACUUUGUGCUACUCUUUUUUUUUUUUUUCUGCAACGUGAAGUUCGGACAGACGUUGCAUUGUUAGGUAGCUGCAGUACUACUAUAGUACGAACGUAGCAAGAGAACCGAAAUUUUGUGACUUGUUCGUAUGAACCGUGCUUGUGUAAUUUGUGAACCACAUGAAGAAAAACGAGGGAAAAGUAACGAAAAAUUGAGAACGAGCAACAAGAAAAAAAAACUUUAGCCUGCACAUCCUUUAUCGAGCUGCAGAGAGAGCCUAGUAUUUCUGAAUUUCUUCAUAGAACAGUAAAAUGGGGAAGUACUCAUAUCAGUGCCCAUUCAGUUCAGAUCAGUUCAGUUCAGUUGCAUAAGUGACUGCAUGUAAACUGUGUGCAGCUUAGUUCACAAUAUUACUACAACGUUUGUUGUUACAAGUUGGAAGUCAUGUGUUGUUCAUAAUGGUAUAUUUUCUUUUGUACAAUAUUUUUCAGAUAACUCAUUUUUUAUACGGAAUACUUGAUACAGCUAUCUUCCAACAGUAUCAUUGGUUUGAUACCUGACUAUUUCUCAAUUCUCGAUGAGAGCACUAUAUCUGUUCAGGAACAAAUUUUUUUUUAUCGAUAUAAUUUUUUCUACAUUUUGAUGGACAGGCACAUUUUUAUAUCCCAAGUUCUGGUCACAAAGUGACUGUAUACUUAGUAUGUUCCCAAGACUCAUCUUAGAAUGUUAGGGUUGAAACAGAUACAAUAGUUGGCAUAAAGCUUAAUUUAAAAAAAAAGUUUUAUUUUUGUCAUUUAUGUGGAAUACUCUCAGCAAUGUAAUUCAUGGUCUCUAUAAAAAUCUCAUUUAUCUUCAGCUAUGCCCAUAUCUAUUACCCACUCAGAAUUACCGUGUAAUUAUUAAAUGGAUUUUCAAGAAUACUUAUCUCCAUUAAGCAUCAGUAAAGGCUUUGCUAUAGUGAGCAAGCCAGAAAUAUGAAAGCUAGUCUCAAAGUAAAUUAUCGUCAGUUACUCUGGGAGAAAAAAGAAUUCUAUGUAUAGAUUAAGAAUAUGUACAUACAUGCUAUAUGUAACUGAAAUGCUUUUAAAGAUCGCAUGAAUUAUCGUGUAAAAUAUGUCUGAGUUUCGUUUUGUAAGCUCGCUUUGCAAGGUGCCAAGCAAAUUUUCUGCAUGUAGCAAUCGCUCCAUCUUUUGAGCCUCACAAUCGUGUAACGAAUCUGUCCCUGCUUAUAACUUGUGCAUUUGACUUGUAAACAGACUGAAGCCCAGUCUGUAUGUAAACUUCAGUGCAUCCAACAGUCCUGGACCACACAGUGCAGCACAUCUGUUGCCACACUGCUUCCUGCAGUGCACUCAAGAAUACAUGUACUGUACAAUGUGGGCAUAAUCCAGCUCACAAUAAAGGCAUUUAUACUCUGUU